Messenger RNA from Chara braunii, 1522 nucleotides. The record is from the annotation of a GenBank genome assembly. NCBI's taxonomy places the organism in Eukaryota, Viridiplantae, Streptophyta, Charophyceae, Charales, Characeae.
GGCUCGUCGGGUUCUGCAGAAUUCGUCAAGGGCUGUUUGGGAGUGUAGGGGGCAAAUGUUGGCAUUUAUCAAUGGGGGUACUGCGGGGGUACCUGCCACGUGGCGGACGUACAUUUCACCUAAAAUGUUGCACUCGUUGCCACGUCAGACAAGUCGUGGAGCUUCGAUAAUUUCAGCAUGCAGCAGGUCAUCUUCCGCUUCCGCUUUGCAAAAUCGUCUCUUCUUGGGAAGUCAUCAUGUUGGAUUCGAACAGAUGCGCUACGCGACGACGGCGACUCAUCUGUUGGGAUCGGAACCUGCGGUUUUGCACAGGAGGGUGACCCGACGAUGGAUAAGCAAGUCCGCCGCGAUCCCGACCGUUCAGGCUGUUGCCGAGGCCGAAGCUGAAAGCCCCACGAAGCCAAAGCUGAGCAGAGGAGAGAGGAGGGCAGCGAUGCAGGAGUUUGUGAAAAAUUAUGUGAAUAGUAUGGGAAAGCUGCCUCGUCUCACCAAUCUGCUGAAGGAGUUCGGUGGUAGUUCGAAGACCGCAAAGGAUGUGAUCGAGGAGUUCCGCAUCCAGUCUGCAGGUCAGGAUCUGUCAGAGAAUCUUGUCGACGAGGAGGCAAAGAGUACGACUGACCAGACUAGCACAAGCCCGCUCAAUGGAAGACUUCCAACGGCGUCGAUUCUAGUUGGAAAGUUAGGUCAUCAAUUUGCGCCUGACGACGAGGAUUUGUCCCGAGCGCAGGAGGGGAUUGCCGGUCCUGACGACAUUUAUACGAAUGGAUACGCAUCAGCGCAUCAUUCAGCGGACGUGUCAGAGCAUGAAAGUCAAAGUCAAAGUCAAAGUGAAAGUGAAAGUCAAAGUCAAGUGCCUAAUUCCCAUGUCGGAGGCAGCGAAGAGUUAUUGCUGGACCGGUUGCGAAUGUUAGGAAACAAUGUCCACGAGAGUGCGGUGAAUGGAAAUAAUGAGCUGUCGCUUCGCGAUACUUUGCCGAAGAUCAGUUAUGUAGAAUUGGGAAAGCAGCAGGCGGAGCCGCCACCACUGGAUUUGUACAUGUCAGAGGAUCAAGAAGAAGGAGAAGAAGAUGACGACGAUGAAGAUGAAGAUGAAGACGAAGACGAAGAUGAAGAUGAGGUUGAGGUGGGUGAGGAGGAGGAGGAGGAGGAGGAGGAGGAUGGGGAGGUGGGAGUUGGCGAAUUCUCUGACAAGGUCAGUGUCGCCAGAGGUGGACUCGACGAUUCUGAUGAUCUGCCGCUUGAUAUUCCGAGAAUAAGACAGGGAGACAUGAAAAUUUCUACCAUGCACCUGCGGAACUUGCCAAUCAAUGCGUCCCCCCGGGAGUUAUGGGAUAGGUACAUUGAUGCACGCCAGUUGGGUACAAAGCAGCGUGAGCCUUUGCUGAUUCCCUCCAGAAGCAAUAACUACGAUGCAUAGUUGAGCUCAUGACGCAGAUGGUUGCGCCCUGGGCACACACAUACACACAAUGUGAGGACGGCACAGCGCUCAGCAGCCACGGGCGAAUGAAAAUGCAUCAUCGUC